UAGGGGGCCCAGAGUGGAAGCGUAGCGAGGACCCCUCUGCCGGGCUCCUGCAACCCCUCCUCGCCCAGCCACCGGCGGGCUGCAUGGUACUCUCUCCUAGGCCGACCCCGCAGCGCGGUGGUCCCAGGGACGUUGGACUUUGGUCUGGACCUUUCCUUUCUUAGCCUCACUUUCCGCAUUAGGAAAAAAAAGUCCGAAUGAUAAUGAUUCUUAUAGGAGUUCUUGAUUAAGAUAGGCCAAGCGGUACCCUGCGUUUUUGUUUGCGGCAACUCAUUCGUUGCUCAUUAAGCACUUUUCACGGACAGGAAUACAGUAGGUUUCAAUCAAAGUUAAAUAAUUGUGAAUUUUUACUGACAUAUUCACGGAUGAAGUGAUAGGAUGCCCGGGGAUGUUUCAAAAUAAACCAGUUGGACAGAGGUGUGAGUGGAAAGAGAAAUGAAACAAGAUUGGCCAUGAGUUGAUGGGAUUGAAGUUGAUGGAUGUACUAUUUUGUCUACUUUGGUAUAUGUUUGUAAUUUAGCAUAACGAGUUUUGUGAAACAAAAAGUUUGCUGUGGACACCUGACAGCCUGUGCUCAAAUACUAUGCCUGUGUUAGUCUGCUAGAGCUGCCAUGCCGAAGUACCAGAGACUGGGUGGCCCAACCAGCAGAAAUUUGUCCUCUGGGAGUUGUGGAGGCUGGAAGUUCAAGACCAAGGUGUUAACAGGAUUGUCCACGGUGACUAUACUCAUGGCAGGUCCCCUGUGGCGGACCGCAGCAUUUGUGCAGAGACACAGGACAGGCCUCUUGGUGGGUUCCUGUGCAGGCCUGUUUGGAGUUCCAAUCUCGUACCACCUCUUCCCGGAUCCCGUGGUCCAAUGGCUCUACCAGUACUGGCCUCAGGGCCAGCCAGCUCCGCUCCCUCCACAGCUGCAGAGCCUCUUCCAAGAGGUGCUACAGGACAUAGGUGUUCCUUCAGGCCAUUGCUACAAGCCCUUCACCACCUUCACCUUCCAGCCUGUGAGUGCAGGCUUCCCAAGACUCCCUGCUGGGGCUGUGGUGGGCAUCCCUGCCAGUUUCUUAGGGGACCUAGUGAUCAACACUAACCAUCCCGUGGUCAUACAUGGGCAUACAGUGGACUGGCGGAGCCCAGCAGGCGCCCGGCUGAGAGCUUCCCUGACCCUGUCCCGUGAAGCCCAGAAGUUCGCCUUGGCCAGGGAAGUGGUGUACCUGGAAAGCAGCACCACUGCCCUGCAGGCCCUGCUGGCCCCAGCUUGCCUGGCAGGGACCUGGGCACUGGGUGUGGGUGCCAAGUAUACCCUGGGGCUCCAUGCAGGCCCCAUGAAUUUACGGGCUGCCUUCAGCUUGGUGGCAGCAGUGGCAGGCUUUGUGGCCUACGCCUUCUCCCAGGAUUCUCUCACUCAUGCCGUGGAGUCCUGGCUGGACCGCCGCACGGCCUCCCUCUCUGCAGCCUAUGCCUGUGGUGGAGUGGAGUUCUAUGAGAAGCUUCUGUCGGGCAACGUGGCCCUGCGCAGUCUCUUGGGCAAAGAGGGGGAGAAGCUGUAUACACCCAGCGGGAACAUCGUCCCCAGACACUUGUUCCGAAUCAAACAUUUACCCUACACCACCCGCCGGGACUCUGUGCUGCAGAUGUGGAGGGUGAUGCUCAACCCGGGCCGCUCCUGAUGGGCUCAUCACAAGGACACUUCCAGCUUGUGCAGACACCACCCUGCCAUUGAGUCUGGAGGGCCCUGUUGGAGCCUUUGGACCUAUAGCUCAAGGCCAGAAAAAUCAUUGGCUUUGGAAUUAAAUAGCUUAGAUUGUACUAUAACCACUACUUAUGAACUCAGGGACUAUGAAUCUGAGCCUUUGUUUCUUGAACUGUAAAGUGGAGAUGAUGUAAAGUACCUUGCAAGAUUGUAGAGUUGGGUAAGGUCAUGAACAUAAGGGCCUGGCGCAAAGGGUGCGCUGUAAAUAAACAGACAUCCCUA
Molecule: messenger RNA, 1969 nt
Organism: Pongo pygmaeus (Bornean orangutan)
Lineage: Eukaryota; Metazoa; Chordata; Mammalia; Primates; Hominidae
Gene: TMEM177
Product: transmembrane protein 177
Exons: 2
Coding region: 612-1664 (350 amino acids)
Cellular component (GO): membrane
Source: RefSeq, a predicted model, not a curated record